AUGGCGAUCGCAUUGGCCAUGCCACUUGUGCUGCUGCUGCUGCUACUGCCAGUGGCUCGAGUCUCGGCUCAGGAGCGGCAGCAACCGCCGCGCCAGGUUGUGCGGCCUGGCUGCCGCGACAAGUGUGGCAACAUCACCAUCCCUUACCCCUUUGGCAUCGGCGCCGGUUGCUUCCGCGAUGAUGGCCGAGGUGGCUUCCAGCUCGAGUGCAAUGACUCCCGCUCAACGCCGCGGCUCACCGUGACAGGCUAUGGCAUGCGGAUCACCGGCCUGUCCGUCGCCACCAGCGAGGCCCGGGCCCACCUGAGGGCAACACGUAGAUGCUACGACAGCAGGGGGCGUCUCUUCACCUCGCCGGGGUCCUGCACAGGCGUGGCAUGCUGCCAGAGCGCGAUACCCCCCGCUGUCGACUACUACGAGCCGUUCCUGCUUGACUUCACGAAGGAGCACCGAGACAGAGACAUAGCCUUCUACAGCAACAAAACGACCUGCCGGUAUGUAUUCCUGGUGGAGACCAAGUGGUUAAGUACACGAUACACCGGUGACAGCGAGUACCUCAACUGGACCAAAGACUUCGCCGUGCCUGUCAUCCUCGACUGGGCGAUCCGGAACGUCGGCAACUGCAGCGCCGCCAGGCGCAACACAACUGAGUAUGCAUGCCAGAGCCCGCUCAGCGAUUGUAUCGACUCCGGGGAUGGCGCUGGGUACCGGUGCAGCUGCUCCAAGGGGUACGAAGGCAACCCCUAUCUACAAGACGGAUGCAGAGACAUCGACGAGUGUAAACGCAAAGAAGAGCAAUCAUGCUACGGCAUCUGCACAAAUACUUUGGGAAGCCACACUUGCCAAUGUCCUCCGGGGACUAGUGGAGAUGCUACGACAGAGAACGGUUGCCGGCCAAAGGACAAUUUCACAUUGGCCCUAAAAGUAGUAACAGGAGUGAGCGUUGGUGUGUUCUUGCCAUUUUUCAUGUCCUUCUGGCUCUACUUGGGGCUCCAGAAAAGGAGACUUAUCAGAAGAAAGCAUAAAUUCUUUGAGCUAAAUGGAGGCGUAUUCCUGCAGCAGCAGAUACGUAACUACAGUGACACCAGCAAAGGGGGUGGGGGCUUCAAGAUCUUCACCAAGGAAGAGCUCGAGAAAGCGACCAACAACUUCGCAGCCGGCCGUGUUCUUGGCCAUGGAGGGCACGGUAUUGUCUACAAGGGUGUCCUUGAGGACAAGACAGUGGUGGCGGUGAAGAAGUCAAAGACGACGGAAGAGGUCCCUACCAAGGAAUUCGCGAGGGAGAUGUUCAUCCUCUCCCAGAUCAACCACAAGAAUGUCGUCAAGCUGCUUGGAUGCUGCCUCGAAGUAGAAGUGCCAAUGUUGGUCUACGAGUUCGUCUCAAAUGGUACGCUCUACCACUACAUCCAUGGUAGUAGGGGCCUUGACUCUGAUACAGGCUUCAACACCUGCCUUCGAAUAGCUGUAGAGGCAGCCGAGGCACUGGCAUACAUGCAUUCUUCAGCCUCGCCACCGAUUCUCCAUGGAGACGUCAAGACGGCAAACAUUCUGUUGGAUGACAAGCUCACAGCAAAAGUUUCAGAUUUCGGAGCAUCAAAACUGGCACCAACUGAUGAGGCCAAGAUGGCAACAUUGGUGCAGGGAACUUGCGGUUACCUUGACCCAGAAUACCUAAUGACAUGCCGGCUGACUGAUAAGAGUGAUGUGUACAGCUUUGGCGUUGUCCUAUUGGAGCUUCUGACAAGGAAAAAGGCACUGUACUUCGACGGGCCGGAGGAAGAUAGAAGCCUUGUUUUAUGCUUCAUGAUGGCAGUGAAGGUAGGCCAACACCAAGACCUUCUGGACAGCCAAGUGAGGGACGAGAUGACAAUCAAAGCGCUCGAAGAGAUCACACACCUCGUUAUGAGAUGCUUGAACAUGAGUGGAGAGGAGCGGCCAACGAUGAAGGAGGUUGCAGAGAGGUUGGAGAUGCUGAGGAGAUACCACAACCACCCGUGGGCUCAAGCAGAUGCCAAUCCAGAGGAGGAACAAAGUUUGCUUGCUAUGGAACCACAUAAUGUGAAUUACAAGUUCACACAAGAUUGUGUCCUUGAUUUUGAAGCAAGCAGUACAUACAGCUAUAGCUUGUAG
Triticum turgidum subsp. durum (durum wheat) is the source of this 2130-nucleotide messenger RNA. NCBI's taxonomy places the organism in Eukaryota, Viridiplantae, Streptophyta, Magnoliopsida, Poales, Poaceae. The record is from the annotation of a GenBank genome assembly.